AUGGAUCCACCGAUCAGCCCGAAGGACACGAAAACCGAGAACGGCUCGCCGGAGAAUGACGAGGAUUCGGAAUCGCUGGACGUGGGCGAACUCUACUUGGACCGCCGGAACGUCGACUCGUGUUAUCUCGCUGAAGUCUUACAUACGAGGUUCAAUGAAGUUGCUCAUAGAUAUUAUAAUAGCCUAACAUAUUCCAAAAACUUGCAAAAAAAAUUAUCAUCAUUAAAUAAUUUAUAUGAUGUACUUCAUACAACAUACUACUUAUCUAAGGAAGAUAAAAGUGUUGAAAUAUCAAUUAUACCUCAAAAUUCUAAUGAAGAGACCAUAAAGCCAGUAAUAAAAUUGACUGGACAACAAUUACUUAUACAAUUAACUGUGAAAACAGGACUUAGAUUAUUUUUCACAUUGUUUAAACAAAAUUGCGAAAGUAAAAAUUGCGAUGACAUAAAUAUGGGUUUAGAAGAACUAAAUACUGUACUAACAAUGAUGAAAGAAUUAAAUCCACUUACUUUAGGUAGUAAAUCUGAACUAUCCCAACUUUCUUUGGAUUGUUUAGAUAAUGUUACGCAUUUUAUAAAAGAAUGUUUAACUUCAGAUUUCACAAAAAAUAUGAAUGUUAAAGAACAACUUGCAGAAUUAUCAUUAUUAUUAGCUUACCAGAGAGAAUCUCUUAUUUAUUUAUUGGAAUGGAUUGAUAUGGCUUUAAAUAUUGAUGAUAUUUGUUUGCCAUUUGAAAAACUUUAUCGAGUUUUGGAUGAAAUGUCAUCCAUAUUGACUUUUACCUUUGGAUCGGAAGAAUUUGAAAAUUAUAAAUCUAGAAAUCGUAUGCCACUACAAGAUAUUGCUUUAUUGCUAAUGAAAAAACUUGUUAGUUUUGGAGAAGCUUCUGUUGUCCGUACUCCAUUCAAUCAGAAUUCUGCUGAAUUACCUCAACCUUUAAGUGAAGUAUUCUUUUGUGGUAGUAAUUCUUCAAAACAAAAUGCGGUAGAACCAACAAAAGUAGCGUAUAUACCAUCCCUCGUUACAUGUCUAUCAGAUGUACAACAAUUAGAAGCAGGAUAUAAUUGCACAUUUAUUAUAGACAAAAAAGGUUGUGUUAGUGCUUGUGGAAAAAAUAGUAAUGGUCGCUUGGGAUUAGGUAACUCAUCAACUGAACCAGACCCUAAACAUAUUAACAUAAAUUGCAAAAUUAAACAAGUAUCUUCAUCAAAAGGCUUUGAUGGCCAUUCAUUAGCUUUAAGUGAUAGAGGAGAAGUAUAUAGUUGGGGAGAUGGUGAUUAUGGAAAAUUAGGACACGGCAAUGUUGCUACACACAAAGCACCAAAACUAAUCCAAGGGCCAUUUAUUGGUAAAGUAAUAGAAUUAGUUAGUGCUGGUUAUAGACAUAGUGCUGCAGUUACUAGUGUUGGAGAACUAUACACUUGGGGUGAAGGAAAUCACGGUCAAUUAGGACAUGGUGAUUGUAAUCCUAGAUUUAUACCCACACUUGUUGAAAGUUUAAGUGAUAUGCCAGUUGGUUAUGUAGCUUGUGGCUCAACUCAUACAUUGGCUUGUUCACGUGAUGGAAAUACCGUUUGGUCUUUUGGUUCUGGAGAUAAUGGAAAACUUGGUCAUGGUAAUACAAUAAAUUUGUAUAAGCCACAAAAAAUUGCCGGAUUGCGAAAUUACAAAAUUAAAAAAGUUGGUGCUGGAAUACAUUUUUCUAUGGCAUUAACUUGCACUGGUGAAGUAUUGACUUGGGGUCAAGGAUCAACUCUUGCGCGUGGUACACCAGAAAUUACACUCUUGGUGCCAGCUGUGGUUGAAGAUCUAACGGAAAAAAUAAUAAUUGAUAUUUCUGUUGGGGAUUCGCAUUGCUUAGCACUGACGAGGAAUUGUACAGUAUAUGCAUGGGGUUCCAAUGGGAAAGGCCAAUGUGGACAAGGUCAUUCAACAAGUCCUGUAAAUCGUCCUAGCAAAGUAAUUAAUUUGGAAGGUAAACAAAUAAAUCAAAUUUCCGCUGGAACUUCACAUAGUGUUGCUUGGACAACAUUACCACCACACAGGCAAACAAAUGUAUGGCAUAGUGCUUUCUGUAUUGAUUUACAUGAAAGAACAUUUAAGUGGUUAAGACAGUUAAUUGAGAAAUAUUGCGAACAAAUUGAAUCUCAUAAAUCUACAGCAAAUGAUAUUUAUGAAGAAAUGUUAAUUUUGAGUCUAAACAUGCUUAAUAAUCAUUUGUUUUUUGCCCGUGUAUCUGGUCAUAACUUUUCUAAACUGCUUGGUAAUGAAACUAAUCAGCUUUGUACACUUAUUUUAAAACUUGUAAACUUGCAAGUAAAAGAAGUAGUAGAAAGAAGUGUAAUGAAUUGCUUAUCUACUGGUGCAUCACUUCUUUUACCUCCAUUAUCUGGGUGUCUAAAUAUUGUCAAAUCUCUUCUUGCACAAGAUACAAAUUUAACUAUACGACAAAAACUGCUUUUAGAUAUCACAGUUUCCAGUUUAAAUGGUAAUAGUCAUAUAAGUUCAUUGUUUCGAGUUAACUCUAUGGGCCUUUAUGAAAAUCAAUAUUCAUCAAUUGAAGAAGUUAUGAAGCUGCUAUUAAGACAUUUAACAAAUAGAAUUGUAACUUUGUUGGAGUCAAAUAAUUCCCAUACAUUUAAAAAUGUGAACAAUGUGGAUAUGAAACUUACUUCCCUUUAUAAGUUAUUAUUAUCACAUUUAUUGGCAUAUAAUAUAAAGUUUUCCCAUUUUAGUGAUUCUUGCCCUAGUAUGAAGCGUUUUUUUAUUAAUCACUUGGAAGAAUACUUAUUGUAUGCCAACAAAAUAUUUACAAUGGUCAUUGAUUCUUAUAAAGAUGAAUAUCAUAUUUUCUACAACAAUUUUUUAACUUCAUCAAUAGUUGGAGAAACAAUGAUUAAUACACUGAAUUCAUUGAUAUUUGCACAAUGUGAACACAUUCAACCUCUCAUAACAUUUUUAAUAAAUACAGUUCAAUCACUUCAUACAUUAAACCAAAAAAUGUGUUCAAAUGAUCCUGAAAAGAUUAAUGAAUCUGUAUGGUUUAUUGAAUUAGAAUCAGCAUUUUGUUUAUUAAUUGGCCAGUUAAUAAGCUAUGGAGUAAGAAGUUCGCCUUUAUGCCCAUCAGAAAUAUAUAAUGAAUGUUGGUUAAAAAGUAAACUGUUUUCUAAGGGGAUUGAAAAAUUAGAAGAUAAAAUCAUAUUUGAUGAUAUAGAAGAUCAAUUGAAAUGUAUUAUUACUCAAGGGUUCACUGUAUUGGAACAUAAACUACAUUUUAUACCUUUACCAUAUUUAAAUUUAUUAAAAUAUAUACUAUGUGAUUAUGAACAAAAUGAAGAUAAUUCCAUAUUGGCUAUCUGCAAGAAUUUUAAGGAUAAAUAUGAAAGUUUCUUAAAAGAUAAUAAAUAUAAUAUGAUAGCACAUUUAACAUUACCAUUGUUUUAUAUUACAUUAAUAAAAAUUGAUGGUAGACCUCUUAAAGACUUAGUGUUAAAUAAAAAACUUGUUUCUUUUAUAAAUGAUAUUUGUAUGAAAAUGUAUUUUGCUAUUGUUAAUAAUCAUACUGAAAAAUCUGCUACAUUUUCUGAAAAUAGUUCUCUGAGUUCUGAAUUGGAUGAGUACUUGUGCUUAAAUAUUUCCAGUAAAUGCUGUUUUUUGUUGACUGCUGUUCGCGGAAUGCAUGGCGAUCCAUCAUUACCUAAUAAACAUCUUUUAAAUGGUGAUUUGACUAAUGCUAAUAAAUCAGUAUUAGAAUCAGUUUUAGAGUUUGUUUUUGAUUCUAAACAAGCUACCAAUCCGUGUGCAUUAAUACAAGCAUCAAAAGUAGAAGAAAUCAGAGCACAUAAUCGAUUGGUUGCAUUUACUCGCAUUACAAAAAUGUUGAAAAUUAUUGAUUUUGUACAAGACUCAUCCAAUCAUAUCUCAUUGAGUCAUAUGUGUAAGGUAUUUGAGGCAUUUAUUUGUGGUCUUUUGGAGUUAUACCAGUCACAAUUAAAUAAGAAAAAGGGACAUCAUACUAUUGAUCACUAUUAUUCAGCUAUUAAUUCAGUUCCAAGAUCAAUUAAAAGACAGAUUCUAAAUGCUGUUCUUAAUAUUUACAAACAAUUUGAAUUAUAUUUAAGGAUGGAUUCUGCGACAUCAGAAUUAUGUUCUAUUCAAAUAUGUAUUCUUUCAUUACUUAACAUGCAUUUUACAUCGUCAGAUUUCGAGUAUUUAUUGUCAAAUAAUUUACCUGAAAUGUUGGUUAGUACGUGUAAACUCCAUGUUCCGUUUAUGUCUACUGAUCGAUACUCAUUAGUACUAGUAAAAAUGACAAGUAAUAUUUUAUACAUUUUGGCAGUAUCUGGAUGCAAUGCAAAUUCUAGUUUUGAAAGUAUUAGAGCAGUUUUUGUGAAUGUACAUAAUCUUUUAGAUAUACUAAUAAAUUUAAGACAUUCUUCUAUUUCGGGACAAACUUUUUCUGAAAAUCCAAAUAAUGUGCUAGAGUAAGUAAAGCAGAUAAACUCUCCAGAUUCAUAUCCAGUCCAAAGUUAUAUUUGUGAUUUAUUAUCAUUUGUUUUACAAUGCACAUCAUUUUUUCCUUUGUAUAUAAGUUCUCACCAAUGGACUGAGACUCUUCUACGACUAGCUCAAUGUGCAAGUACUAUGUUUUUAGCUGAACAUUUUCGCUGCAAACUUUUAAUUUUGAGAUUAUUACGUCAAAUAUUGCCCUAUUUAAAAUCAUCCGAUAGUGACCGUAAAAAAAUUGUGAAGACACUUUUUGAUCAAUUGGGUACUAAUAUGUGGUUAAUUCCACAAAAAGUUGAAAAUAUAUCCACAUACUUGAAACAAAUAGACUUAGGUAAACAAAUGUCUAACAUAUAUUUAAAUGAUAGUAUAAGUAAUCAUAAUAUUGAUAUUGGUGAGUUACCAUUUUCAUUUCAUGAAGAAAAGAGUUUCAAUUGUAUCAUUGAAAAUAGUCAUACAGUUAUCCAUGCUUAUGGUGGAAGAGCUUAUGCUCUAGGAUCUACUCCUUUAGAAAGAGGUGUUUAUCAAUGGAAGUUUUUUAUUUUGAGAGAACAUAAAAGCAACGAGGGUACAUGUAUUGGUAUAUCAAAAUAUCCCAUUAAAGAUCAAAACUAUAAAACCACUUCUGAUAUGUGGCUAUACAAGGCUUAUAAUGGUAUUUUAUAUCAUGGUGGUCAGAUAUCCCUUGUACUUAAAUCAUUUACUCAAGGUGACUACAUUACAGCAAUUUUUGAUACUGAAUUAAGAACUCUUAGCUUCGCUAAGAAUAAUGAUUAUCCAGUCGUAGCUUUCCAAAACAUAGAUACAAAAACAAAUCUUUAUCCUUGUGUAUUAUGUUACACUACUGCCACUGAACAAAAGAUUAAAAUAAGUAAUUAUAGAACUGAUCGAAAUAUAAACACUGAACUUUUUGCUGGAGAACCUUAUUUAGCACCCAUGUUUACAUGUAUCACUGAAAAUUAUAUUACAACAAUACGGACAUUGCAUAACACUGAUCAGUGGUGGAUUGAGGUGAAUGAGUGUCUCUUAGAACAACUUUCAUUUUUAAAAGGAGUUCUACCUGAAGUACAUUUCAAAGAAAGAAUAUUAGAUAUAUCUGGAUCUAUUCAAAAAGAACCCAUUUGUGAACUUAUUGAAGAGGUUGAUAUAAAUGUUUUAUGUGAAAAAGUAUGGCCUGCAUUAGCAGUAAUUGGAGGCCUUGAUCGUGGUCUAAGAGUAGAUGGAAGAUGUUAUGAUUUGGAUCAAAAAUCAUUUGGCACCAUAGUGGGAACUUUAAAAAAUGGUUUCACUGCAGCAAAAGUAAUGCAGGAAGACAAAAAUGAUAAUGUCAGUGAUGUAUCAUUUCAAUCAUUAUUACCAUGUAAUAAUAUUAAAUUUAAUCCCACACGAUUGGAACAUAUUCCAACAUUAUCAUUGUAUUCGAUUGGUCGAUUGAGUGGUGUCACAAAUGAAUUGGUGCCUCCAAAUAAUUCUCAAGCUAAUAAAACAUCUGAUAAAUGUCACAAAGAAAAUGCUGUUGAUUCAUUGGAUUUGUUCUCUAAUCUAAUGGAUAUGAAUAUCUUAGAUCAACUAUCAGAAAUAGAUACUAACCCAUCUUCAUGUAGUAAAAAAGAUUUAGACAAUACAACUAAGUAUGUAUUAAUUGAUUUCUCUAAUACUUUUAUUUAAUUAUAUUGUAUUAAUGUUAUUUACAGGGUUUCUCUAGCUAAUGAAAUUAAACUAUUCAAACUAUGCGCAUUACAGACUAGUGCAUUAAAAAGUCUAGAAGUUAUUAUGACUAGUUCUAUGUGUGUUGAUAUGUUAAUCAAUCCCAUUUCUUUGAAAAUAAAACAAUCAACGGAUGCUUAUAAAAAUGCAACAUGUGAUAGUACAAAGAAACUUGAUAAUAUUAAGGAAAAUGGUACCAUGAAUAACAUUUUAAUAUUUCUUUUCAGAUGUGCGUUUGAAAAAAGUUUAUGUUCAAAGUAUUUAGUUGUUGAAACAGAUAUGAUUGAAUCUGAAAGAAUACUAAACAUACUUUACAAUAAUUAUCUUAAAGAAUGUGCUGAAAAUAAAUAUAAAAUACCAAAUUCACAAAAUCGUUUAAAAACUUCAAUAGAUUUUCAAGAAAGUAAUAAUGUGAAACGAAGAGAAUCUAUUUCUGGGGAAACAUCUAGAAUAACUGAUGACAGUUCUAGAAGAAUUGGAAGUUCUCAUGGUAAUAAGUUACAUCAAUCAAAUACCAUAUUCAAAUGUCCUGGUAUUACAAAUAAUACUGAUGAUCCUAUGAACAGAGCUAUUUCAAGCAUGGUUUCAAUUACUUCAGAUGUAGAGCAACAUGAAUCUUUGCAGGAAACUCCUCUACAUAUACAUGUUCAAAUUUUAGAAAAUAUAGAAAAUGAAGAGAUAAAUAAUUCUUGUACACAUAUUGAUAGUGUGGUUUUGCCUUCAAUGAACCGAAACCCAGAAUUCAAUGUUUCAGAACUUCAAGUACCGACCAAGAUAGAUGAUUCUGAACCAAAAACUUCACAAAUACUUAGAUCUACUGUUAACACCUCAUGUGUAAACUGCCAAGAAAAAAUUGAAAAAUUAAAAACUUCUGAUUUUGUUAAACCCAAAAGAUCUCUAACGUCAGAUUUUACUCAAGUUUCUAAGCUAAUGGAUCAUUAUAACUAUCUUAAUGAGCCGUUCGAUAUGAAUAUGAUUUGUGAACAAUUGAAUCACUGUAAAUUUAAACCAGAGAGCGUAGAUGAUAAUAGCAUGGACAACCUUGGAAUGGAGGUUGUUCCAUCCCUCAUAAGCAUUGAAGGCAGUUUUCAAAAAAUAUCUCAACAUGCUUUUAUAAACAAAUCUUUGGCUUUGGAGGCGGCAUUAAUGACAUCAGCAGAAGAACGUACAAAAGCUAUUAAUCGAGUAUUUCAUACUAUGUCACAUUUAGUAUCUAGAAAUAUUGUCAUAAAUAUUUUAAUGUCACUUAUUCAUCGGAAAUUUGAAAGUGAAGAUAUAGUUGUAUGGAAACUAGACAAGCUUGGUUUUACAAAUGUUCCCAAAAUAUUGCAAUUUAUUCGACUUCUACUUAUUAUGAAUGUAUGGACUGAUAGAGAAUACAAUGAAAAAGAAAUAUUGCCAAACAAAAUAGAAAAAAAUAUUAUAGGAUUAUUAUCAAACACGAUAAUAACAUUAGCUGAACAUUAUCGACCCGCUUAUAAUUAUACAAUAUCCAUACCAGUUCAAGACAUUUUUACCAUAGCAAGUGAAGGAAAUUUAAAAAUGCAACAUAAUUUAAAAGUUACCAAAUUAGUUGUAAAUGAAUUUGUAAAAAAACUUAAUAUAUUUUCAAAGCAUGAUGAAACUGGAGCAUUAAAUCCAAUUGAAAAUGAUAAUAAACCAUCAGUUAAAAUGCUUAUAAAUGCAUUAUCUGCAUGUUCAUUGUCUCAUGUUGUUAGUAAUGAUAUUAAACAUUGGGCGUGUAAGCAAUUAGUAAAUAUACUAGUUAAUAAAUCUUUACGAAGACAACAAUUAGUUCUACCCAAUGAAUCUGAUUUUUUGGGUCCUUUAAAACGACGUCCAAUAGUGAAACUGGAAGGGCACCAGAACCGUAUAAAUCAUGUAAUAUGGCAACCGAAAGUAAAAUCCCUUGCAACUUUUGGAUUUGAUGGAACAAUGAGGUUAUGGAAUACUGAUUUAAGAAUAGAAACGACACUUGUGUUGUUUAAGUCCACACAACUCUAUGAUAAUGAUUUAAAUGGAGAAUUAAUAUCUGAACUUGCAUGGUCACCUUCUGGAUCAUGUAUUGCCGCAUCAAUGGAAGGAACUCUUAAUAUUUAUACAAUUCAAAGACAUGUUUUUCAAGAAGAUGAAACUUGCCUAUCAACAUAUACUCAAGAUGCUUGGAUAACAGCUAUAGCAUGGUCUGGAAUUUCAAUAAAAAAUUCUUAUAAUUUUGAUCCUCAGUAUUUAUUAGUUGGAGGUGUUGAUGGUUCUGUGAAUAUAGCUAUUGUUGAUUCACUUAAUAAAAUCAUGUAUGAGAAACUUGAUAAUUUUUGUCGACUUGGAGAUCCAGUUUCUCAUAUAGUAUGGCAUGAUGAUUCGGUGCCAUUUGCUAUAGCAUUUUCUUCUGGUGCCAUAAUAGUGGGUAAUAUUCAACCAAUAACUAAACCUGAAACAUUAACAAUAUGUCAAAGUCCUAUAUCUACAUUGCAAUGGUCAAAAAGGUUUGACAUACUAUCUGUAAGCAAUGUAGAAGAUACAUCCAUUAGACUGUGGAUUAAAAAACAAAAUUGUUGGGAAAUAUUUCAUGAACUGAAUCAUUCAAAUGAGCCUACUUGUGUAAUUUGGUCCCCUACUGUGGGUAAUAAAGGACUGUUACUUUGUGUUGGUACUGCUGCUGGAUCUGUUAAUGUUUGGUUAAUACCUACUCCAUUUUCUACAUUAAAACCCAGAGUACUAUACUCAUUCCAAGGACACAUGUUUAAUUCUGUUACUUCAAUGAGCAUCAAUGAUAGUGGCUUAGUACUGGCGACAGGUUGUAGCAAAGGAAGUAGUGGUAUAAUAAAUAUUUGGUCGCUGUUUGAUGGCAGUUUGUUAAACACGCAUACCGGAUCCGGUGGUGUAGAUGAUUUAUGCUGGAUGGAGGACCAACUCGGACUUGCUGUUUGUUUUGCUCAAUCUAAGGAUGUAACGGUCAUAAAGUUUAGUGCUGAUAAUCUUACACAUAAUCGAUUCAAAUCAAUUGCUCAAAGUGCUUUAUACUGUCGUGGACUCCAUAAUGUUAAAUACUUUUGUAAAUUUAUAAACUCAUUACCUGACUUACUGCAGUUGCAAAUGAACCGUGAGAAACACAAAGUGCUAAUGGGUGAUCGCCUUCUAUAUAGUGAUUAUUUAAAAGGACUCAUUGGGAUAGCAUUGGAAAUUUGGCCACAUCAAACAUUUAGUUUAACAUUUGUACCACCAAAUACAAGUCAUGGAUCUGAAUUUUGCGAAGAAUGGCAGUGGUUACAAAGAUUAAUCACAGUUUUGAAUACUGCGAAAGCCUUAUUAACAAGAAAAAAUUUCCCUGAGACGUUUAUAAGCUACUUUUCAUCUGGUUUGAAUGAAGAAAAUGAUGAUCAUAAUUUAUGGUCUGAAGCUAUUAGCAACAAUAAGUGGACUUUAGAAGCUGAUCAGCAAAUUAUUCAAUGGUUUAAUACAACUCCUCACGAUUGGCAACCAUAUACCAAAUGUGAUGCAUAUCUUUGGGGUAAUGGCCGAAAUGGACAGUUGGGAAAUACUGGUAUAUUAUCUGUUGGUCAAUGUACUAAUAUAUGGUCACCUACAAAAAUUCAGAACUUUAAAAUCGCUCAACGUAUAGUUUGUGGGCAAAACUGCACUUUUGUUUUGACUAGCCAAGGGACAGUGUUAUCAUGUGGUGAAGGUAAUUAUGGCCGCCUAGGUCAUGGACAUUCUGAUAGCCUUCCCAAUCUAACCAUGAUAUCAGCUUUACAAAGAUUUGUAAUUACUCAAGUAUCCACAUAUAUUGGUUCGGAUGGACAUAGCUUAGCUUUGACAGAGACUGGAGAAGUCUUUUCUUGGGGAGAUGGUGAUUUUGGCAAACUAGGACAUGGUAACAAUGCUCCACAGAGAAAGCCAAAACUUAUUGAAUCUCUAUUGAAUGUAGUAGUUAUUCAAGUAGCCUGUGGACAUAAACACAGUGCUGUAUUAUCCCAAGAUGGUGAAGUUUAUGUGUUUGGAAAUGCUGAACAUGGUAAACUAGGUUUAGGUGGACAUGUACACAAAAAACAUCCAACAAAAAUAGUUCAUAAAGACUUCUUGAAUAUAAAACACAUUGCAUGUGGACAAAAUCAUACUAUUUGUAUUGGAGAAAAUGUUGUUUGGGCAUUUGGGGAUGGAGAAAGUGGUAAAUUAGGAAUUGGAAGCAAAAAAGAUAUCUAUGUUCCACAAGCAAUCAUUACACUAACUGGAAAAAAUAUUAAGAAAGCGUACUGUGGAAAUAUCUUUACAAUGUUCCUUUCAGAAGAUGGUGAACUCUAUUCGUGUGGAUCGGAUAAUUUACAAGAUACAACAGAUGAUUUAUAUACAGAAAAAUGGAACCCGGAAAAAAUAUCUGAAUUUCAAGGCCAAAUUGUAACUGAUGUAGCUACUGGUCCAAAUCAUGUAUUAGUAUUGACUGAUUGUGGUGAUGUAUGGGCUUGGGGUAAUAACUGUGGAGGUAUUCUUGGAUUUGGUCAUGCUUUACCUGUCCAAAAGCCUAUGAUUAUUCCAAUUUUAUCUGACAAAAAUAUCAAACAAAUUGCAACUAGUAGUACUCAUUGUGCUGCAUGGACAGCAGAACCAUUUUUAAGAGAUUUUACAAAUAUUUCACAUGGUGACUUACCAGCAUCAAUUCCUUACCAAUAUGGAUAUUUACAAGAAUAUAAAAUUGCAUCAAUCGCUACUAGAAUGAAGUGCUUGCAACAGUUUUCAAAUAUUUUGUAUACAUGUUGGCAAUUAAUUCCGUUUAAUACUGCUGAAUUUGAUUGGAGUAACAUCAAACGUUGGCAUUGGUUAGCUGAUAAAAGGCUUAAAUGUUUAUAUACAAAUAAAAUCAUAAAUUUACCAUUUAUGAAAAUUAUUAGUCGUACAAUGAAUCAUAGUCAAAAUUAUAGUCCUCAAAUAAUCGUAAAACGGUUUAGUAGUAAUGGUACUAGUAUGAGUAUUUUUGAACAAGUUGCCAAACAAGUUGUCAACAUUAAUGCAGAACAACUCAGAGUCCCAUCUAGACCUUGGAAGGUGAAAUUAGUGGGUGAAGGAGCAGAUGAUUCAGGAGGUGUAUUUGAUGAUACUAUUUCCCAGAUGAUGGAAGAACUUCAAACCUUGAAAUUACUUAUUUUGACACCAAAUGGCAGAAAUGAAACAGGUUAUAAUCAAGAUCGAUUUAUAUUUAAUUCAAAAAUGAACCAUUUUCAUCAGCUACAACAAUUUAAAUUCCUUGGAAUACUUUUUGGCGUUGCUAUUAGAACUAAGAAACCCUUAGCUAUUUCUUUAUCACCAUUAAUUUGGAAAAUGAUUAUUGGAGAAUCAUUAAAUAUAUCAGAUUUAGAAGAAAAUGAUAUUUACUAUGCACAAAACUUGACAAGUAUACAAAAUAUACAUCAAACUGGAGUUACUGAAAAGAAUUUUGAAGAAUCGAUACCUUUUUUAAAUAUGACUGGUACUGAUUGGAUGGAUAAUACUGUGUCAUUAAUUCCAUAUGGUCAUCAUGUAUCAGUUACAUAUUCCAAUAGAUUAACCUUUUGUAAAUUAGCAUUGAAACAAAGGUUUCAUGAGAUGGAGGAACAAAUAUUAGCAGUGCGAAGAGGUCUUUCUGCAUUAGUACCUCUGCCAUUACUUACAUUUCAAACUGCCGAAAAUCUAGAACGUAUGAUAUGCGGACUACCCAAUAUAUCAAUAUCAGUUUUGAAAACUAUUGUUAGAUAUAGAGAAAUGGAUGAACACUCUCAAAUCGUCCAAUGGUUAUGGGAAAUUUUAAAUAGUUUUUUGGAUUCUGAGAAAGUAUUAUUUUUACGAUUUGUUUGUGGACGAUCACGUCUUCCAUCUAACUUAUCGGAUUUUUCUCAAAAUUUCCAGAUCAUCAAAGUUGAAGAUAAAAAAGAUGGUUUACCCACAGCUCAGACAUGCUUCUUUCAACUGCGGUUAACUGAUUAUAGUAGCCGUGCUGUUUUUGAAGAAAAGCUCAAGUAUGCUAUUAACAAUUGCCGGACAAUAGAUAUGGAUAAUUAUGUGUUAUUUAGAAGUGAAGAUGUUGACUCUGACGAUGAUUUAGAUAUUAUAUCAAUAGAAACCUAUUAGCUAA
Molecule: messenger RNA, 12316 nt
Organism: Metopolophium dirhodum (rose-grain aphid)
Lineage: Eukaryota; Metazoa; Arthropoda; Insecta; Hemiptera; Aphididae
Product: probable E3 ubiquitin-protein ligase HERC1
Exons: 60
Molecular function (GO): protein binding; ubiquitin-protein transferase activity
Source: RefSeq, a predicted model, not a curated record